Synchiropus splendidus (mandarinfish) is the source of this 4955-nucleotide messenger RNA. It is a transcript of the gene fam78bb, whose product is annotated as family with sequence similarity 78 member Bb. The coding region runs from base 758 to 1636 and encodes 292 amino acids. Lineage: Eukaryota; Metazoa; Chordata; Actinopteri; Syngnathiformes; Callionymidae. The transcript has 2 exons. The record is from RefSeq and is a predicted model, not a curated record.
UUAAACUAGCAAAUGCUGCUUUUGCCAUGUUUUCCUUCCACCAGCGCCAUAUAUUGAGAGCGAUCUGCCCGCUGUUUGGCAAAUGUAAGCGUAAAUGACGCGCGUACCUGCUGCCGGUGAUCGCUCAGCCACGUUAUGGCGAAUUAAACCCCUCGCCUUCUGCUAAUCUGCUGUUUGUCUGCUCAGUAUCAGAACGAUUAGAAAGCAUUAUUCUACAUGGUGGCAGGAGGUGCUGUCUCCCACGCCUUCGCCCUCCUCUUCCUCCUCCCUCCUUCAUUGGUCCAUUCAGCAUCUUCAGCACCAACGCCAACUGAACAGCGACACUCAGGAGCGGCUCCACCACCGCCGGAUCCUUCCUCCUUUCAUCGGCUGAAAUGCCUCAGAACAUCUGCGACGCUCAACGACUCUGUCUCUAAUCGACUCGGGUGGAUUUGUACGUCGCUGUCCGCGCCACAGAUGCUCCGUUCGGCUUCUUCUGCCGCGCCACUCUCCCGGUAUGUCGGAUGGUGAAGCCGGCGGCUGCAUCUCAUGUGCAGUGCCGCAUCAACAACCGCGCCGGGUCCCCCUGUUGGAGCCCCGGUGUCCCCUGCCCUGCCUUCGCCUCUGACAGGCAAGAAGAAAAGGAGGAGAGGUUCCUGGGAGACAGGUGGGUUGGGUGCUCCACCAUCCAGCAGAGAUUACAUCACAUCACCUCUGUCCUGCUCCACCUGACGCCUUACCAUAACAGUGGCAGCGUCCACCUUCGCCUUAGAAUCUGAUGCCCAGCUUUGUUGUCCUGGUCCCCGUCCAGUCCCAGUCUCCCCGGCUCACCUGGCUGCUCCUGACCAUCACCUUCACCUGCAGCGCCAUGGGCUGCAUCCAGAGCAUCGCCUGCAACAAGUCGCGUAUCAAGCGGGAGAACAUUGUGGUGUACGACCUGCUGGCCGCCAUCGACCACUGCCCCACUGUCAUCGAGGAGAACUCACCCAUUGUGCUGAGAUACAAGACCCCCUACUUCAAAGCCUCGGCGCGGAUUGUCAUGCCACCGAUUCCACGCAAUGAGACGUGGGUGGUGGGCUGGAUACAGGCUUGCACUCAAAUGGAGUUCUACAACACCUAUGGAGACACCGGCAUGUCGAGCUGGGAGCUUCCCCAGCUCAGAGAAGGCCUGGUGCGGGCCAUCAGCGACUCUGACGGCGUCAGCUACCCUUGGUACGGGAACACCACUGAGACCGUCACCAUCGUGGGCCCGACCUCCAAACCCUCCAGGUUCAUUGUGAGCAUGAACGAUAACUUCUACCCGAGUGUGACCUGGGCGGUGCCGGUCAGCGAGUCCAACACUCCUCUGCUGACCCACAUCAAAAGGGACCAGAGCUUCACCACCUGGCUGGUGGCACUCAACACCACCUCCAAAGAGAAGAUCCUACUUCACACCAUCAAAUGGAGAAUGAGGGUGGACAUCACCGUGGAUCCGUCCUUGCCUCUGGGCUCCAGGGCCCAUUUGGUGGGCCGCUUGCAUCAAGACCAGCCGCGGGUACUGACCCGCAUGGAGCCCAUUCCCCUAAACGCCAUGGUAAAGCCCAAUGCCAAUGAUGCCCAGGUGCUGAUGUGGAGACCACGGAGAGGUCCCCCACUCGUCGUCAUACCAUCCAAGUAGUGUCCACACGAUAUCGGUGGGAACCAGGAUCAGAACCAGCCUGAGUUUGAUUUCACGAGGGGACGUCUGCCUUAAUUCCCCACUGCGGCCUUUGACCACGCAGAGUUAAUGUCUGUCUCUACUUCUGGUGCUGUUGAGCCGAGCGUGAAGUGGUGGACACCGGUACUGUAGCUACUCAGGCCCAGACCAGCUUAAAUAGUUCUACAGCCUUAAAGACACAGAGAUAGUUCUCAAGCCAGUUCUGGCCUGAUCUCUACUGUCAAGGUACCACUGAGGCCCUUUCACAACAGUUGUGAGUGACAGCUAAGAGUUUGUUCUUUGCAAAAAACAAAACAAAAAAAUCACAAAAUAAAACACAUAAAAGCCAUUUGAUAAUUCAACUCAGUGAAUGACACAAAAAAAACAGUGAAAUUGGUUUCCAAGAACAAAUUGAGGGGAGGGGUGUGUAUGGACCUGGGCCUCACACAGUCGACCCCAGACAUAGGAUGGAGGCUCCAGUCAUUGAAACAUUUAUUUAGGAUUCCCAGGCACUGGAAGGGUGUGAAGCGAGCAUGAACCUAGAAUUCCACUGCGACCUUUAAUCUUUUGACCUUGGAAUGACCUUUCAAUCAUUCAUUUUCUUGGGAUAUGCCAGGGUCACAAGGCAAGGACACCAUGCACAGAUUCAUACCUACUGACAAUUUGACAUGCAACCUCCGAAUGUUCCUCCCAACCUGUUUGCCACAAGCCACGACACCAACCCAGGUGUGUUGAUUCUGGCAAGACAGUACUGCGCCCACAGGGGGAGCGUUCUCUUUGGUAACUUCCCUUUAUUACUUAAGAAACCUGAUGUUCGGCCUGAUAGGGCUGAGGAUGAGUUGAAGAUCAAGAGUGGCUUUUAUGAGUUUGUGACUUUUUGAAAAUGAAAUGUUGGAGUUUGUACACUAAAGGGGGAAAGAGAGCCAGGGUUGGAGUCCAGGCUUGCUGCUCUGUCACAUUAGUCUGCCUCAUUUCUCCACACACACCUCAGACCACAUCACACUGACCUACAUCCAGAACCAUGACCUCAAACCACUGCAGUUUACGGGGCGGUGAUGUGACCUUUCACCUUCCGGGUGGUUCACAAGGACGACUUGUAGGGUCACCUCCUGAACUGCUUGGAUGAACCAGGAUGAUUUUGUAUUCAGAAGUUUGUUGUUCGUGUCAAAGAUUGAACUGAUGACUGAAAUACCUCUGGACGACUUUGAACCCCCAGUUUUCACUGUCUGGUCAAACCCUUCAGGGCACACUUAAGUGUUCAUUUUUAAAAUCUGGAUGAAUGAUGUUGGAGCGGUGGCAGGAGAGGAAUGCUCACAUUCAUUCACUCAUUUCAUGCAGCCACACAACGACUGCUGGGUCAUUGAGCGUAUUGAUUGUUGUUACCUCAAAGGCACAUUUGAGGAUGGUGAUGUUCCAUAACAACACAACAUGAAACACAGAGGGGCAUCUGAGGAUACAGUAAUGCACUUGGGAAGACGGAUAAUUGUUCAAUACAUUUGUCUUAAGAGACAAGUGACUUAUACAAUGCAUGUUUUUGACUGAAACAUGAAUUUGAGGAACAAUAAUGCUUAUGCUAAACUGGAUCUAAAGUAACUAUUUGACUGGAUCUGUUUUCUCCAUUUGGGGAUCAAAUGAUAAUAUAUUUCAAUAUGAAACUUUUUCAUCGUCGUUGAAUGUAGUGAGGAUGAAAGAUGCCAUAAAUUCUCCAGUGUUAGGACGGCAGAUGCAGUCGCAUGUUACUAAGUUCAGAGAGUUAAGAUCAAGACAUACUGUAAUUUCUGGACUAUUAAAGCCCCCGAAUAUAUUCUGCAUCCACUAAACUGAAGUAGAAAAUAUACCUUGUACACAGUUAAGCUACACUGGUCUGUAGAUCCCAGGUUCAAGCUCUGGUGGAAAACCAGAGCAGUGGUGGUAUGCACCUGCCGAAAACAGCACGUUGAGCACUAAUGUAAAGAAAAUACAGGUGAAUUCAUUUGUCUGAGAUGAAGCCUGUUCGCCGAUAAAAACCCAUAGAUUAACCGUAUCACUGUUAAAGCCGCAGGGUUAAGAGUGUGUGAAAAAAGUAGCGGCUUACAGUGCAGCAAGCGAGAAUUAUGGAUUUGACAAUCAAAUUAUACAUUUGAGGAUCAAAGGAACUUCUGAAAGUCACAGAUAACAUUAAAUAGGUUAAACAAAAGACACAUUUAACAUGUUUGGGAAAACACAAGAGCAUCCCAGAAGCAUUGUCCAGUUAUACAUUUCAGAGCCAAGAUUUGCCUUUAACGGACAAGUUGUUCAACUCAAGUGCGUUUGAAUGUCAAGUGAUUUACACACCGUUUUGGGGGCAUGAUGAAGAUCAAAGGAAUCACGAGAUUGAUGAAAAUGAUGAUCAAAAAAUACCCAUCUUUGACUCAAGAGAAAAUUAGGAAUGAAAUUAAAAAUAAAAGGUAAAGCACACACGAUUCAUAUUAAGAGGUGCAUUUGUAAGCUACAUGUCAGUGGUCAUCUGAGAAUUGAGUUCUAAAAGAGUAAAACUGGACUUUUCCAAAUCAUUUCAGGAUGAAUCGUCAGUGGAGUGACACAAAUCUUGGACAUAUGUCAAUUACAGAAUUGUAACAGCAAAGCAGGGACUUAUGGAGCAACUUAGGUAAAGAAUCAAGUAUUUCGGGAUGACAUUCACUGGAGCUUGGCAGCAAGAAGAAAAUGUUGCGCAUCUCAUGUCCUGACAGGAGUUUGAGGAUUACCCAUCGCUCGUAUGGAUCCACACACUUGAGGAUCCUGUUAAGAAUGAGUGGAGCUUGAGUGUGUAACACUGAUGCAACAAUGCAGAGUCAAUGAAUGAGUUCUGUGUCCUGAUGUUCUCAUUGGUCAACAAUUGAAAAGAGUGUGUAUUAUUGAUCUCAUAUUUCCGCACCGACUGAAGCGAUAAAGGAGGUUUGUGUUGAUGACAAGAGAAGAUGUAACCACAUAACCGUCACCCCGCCGCCGCUCACUCCUCACACCGUUACACCUCAUCUUGACUGGAGCUGCUGCUCGUGCAGAUCAAACAUGUAGCGAUGACACAGUCAGCGAGGCUUCAAGAGGAAACUGACAAUCAUGGAGCAGAACCUUCAAAGUGGACACACAAACCCCCUUUUUUUGCAGGUUCCAGCGGAAAAACAAAAUUCCCCCAAUGAGACUUGUAUUUUUACAGUCUGGUCGGUCUGCUAACGUGCCUGAGGACGGAGGUGUCGGUCCGACUGACAUCUUGGAUCUGUGCUGUGUUACAGUCCUGCCUCUCUGACUGUUUUGCAUGCAGUGUUUUUAGAUCAUUAAAAUAAAA